AACUGCAAAUAAGCAAUCCUUGAUUACAACAGGAUAGGGCCUUGCAACAGGGCGGCUCGCGCGCGCGUGUGCGUGGAAGCUGUCGAAGCGAGGGGAUUUGCUUUUCAGAGUUGUUGGAGGAUAGAUGAAGUUGCCUUAGAUGAAGUAAUCUACAGAUAUUGGUAUAUCUGUCUGCAUUUUAAGGCGCAGCAGACCGAGCCCACAGCAGUUUCAGCAGCAGCCUUUCAGCCGGCCGGCGCCAGCGGAGCAGCGCCGCUCCCACCCAGCUCACAGGUCAGCUCAGCGCCAUGGGUGGUGACGAUCGCAGUCGGGACCGCGACCGCGACCGGCGCCGCUCGCGCUCCAGGGACCGGGACCGCGACAGGCGCCGGCGCUCCCGGUCCCGCGACAAGCGCGACAGCCGGCGGGACCGCUCUCCGCGCGACGACCGCGGCGCCACGGCCGUCACCAAGCUGACGCGCAAGAAGCCGAGUAAGUACUGGGACGUGCCGCCGCCGGGCUUCGAGCACAUCUCGCCGGUACAGUACAAGGCGAUGCAGGCAGCCGGCCAGAUCCCGACCAACACGGCGCCCGACCCGCUCAACAGCUCCGUGGUGGGCUCGUCGGUGACGCGUCAGGCGCGCCGCCUCUACGUCGGCAACAUCCCCUUCGGCGUCACUGAGGAGGAGAUGAUGGAGUUUUUCAACCAGCAGAUGCAUCUGAGCGGCCUGGCGCAGGCGGCCGGUAGCCCAGUGCUCGCCUGUCAGAUUAACCUGGACAAAAACUUUGCCUUCCUCGAGUUCCGCUCCAUUGACGAGUGUACGCAGGCAGUGGCGUUUGACGGCAUCAACCUGAAGGGCCAGAGCCUGAAGAUCCGCCGGCCACACGACUACCAGCCGAUGCCGGGCCUGACGGACGGACCGGCCUCCUCAGUGCCGGGCGUGGUGGGUGUCAUCUCGACCGUGGUGCCCGACUCGCCGCACAAAAUCUUCUGCGGCGGCCUGCCCACCUAUCUCACCGAAGACCAGGUCAAGGAGCUGCUCAUGUCCUUCGGCCAGCUGCGCGCCUUCAACCUGGUCAAGGACUCGGGCACCGGCCUUAGUAAGGGCUUUGCGUUCUGCGAGUACGCUGACCUGUCGCUGACAGAGGUGGCGAUCCAGGGUCUGAACGGCAUGCAGCUGGGCGACAAGAAGCUGAUUGUUCAGCGCGCCAACGUCGGCUCCAAGAACUCGGGCAUGAUGGCGCCGGUACAGAUCCAGGUGCCGGGCCUGCAGCAGGUGUCGGGCGGCGCCGGCCCGGCCACUGAAGUCCUCUGUCUCCUCAACAUGGUCACUCCGGACGAGCUGCGCGACGACGAAGAGUACGAGGACAUCGUCGAGGACAUCAAGCUUGAAUGCAACAAGUACGGUGUGGUCAAGAGUAUCGAGAUCCCGCGUCCAAUCGACGGUGUGGAGGUGCCCGGUCUUGGCAAGGUGUUUGUCGAGUUCAAUUCCGUGCUCGACUGCCAGAAGGCGCAGCAGCAGCUGACGGGCCGCAAGUUCGCCAGUCGCGUGGUGGUCACUUCGUACGUCGAUCCCGAUCGCUACCACCGGCGCGACUUCUAAGCGGUAGUGGUCGCUCGCGGUGGCCGGGGGUGCUGCGUGGGAUGGCGGGCGGGAGAGGCACCCGUUUGGCGGCAGGCUGCGCCCUGGUCCAUCAGAGUAGGGUUUCUUUUGUCCAGGCCGCGAUGUCCAGGCCGGAGACCUGGUUGAAACAGCCACCCUACUUAGUGCUAGUGUGGAUAGUUGUGAAGUUGUCAGGAAUACUGGCCUUUAUUCAUAAGCGACUCAAUUAUAAUUGAGUCGAUAGCUACCUAACUAAUAAUUAUUAGUUAGGUAGCUAUGCUAAUCUUAAAGUCGCCUAUGAACAAAAGCCAUCGUGGAAAGUAGGGUUUUGUAAACUGUUCAGCGUGUUUCGUGUUCGUCCGGGGACGAUUUAAAUCGGCAUCCGAUAGGAUUGUUAUACCAAUGCUAAAUUUCCAACGAGGGUUGCUGCAGUCAGCACUCGAUCAUGUCAUCAAAAGGUAGUCGCUUCAUUUUUUCGGUUAUUGGGAUCGUUCGUAACUCGCUUACUUUGUAUUGAAAGGUCUGUAAUCCCUUCUUUUCAAUGUUUUGACAAUUCAUUUGUGUCAUGGUCGCAUGUUAAAGUAAAUGGAAUGAUGCGUCAAACGCAGUGCUUCGUGGCAUUGUUUUUAAGUAGCUAGCAUGUCUUUGAUAUUUUUUUUCUGAAUCUGAUCGGAAAGUAAUGAUCAUCGUUCACAUAUUUUGACGCGUUUACCUGUAUUAUGCCGACCAUUUUUUACUUCUCAAGGAAAGUUCAUGAACGAUGUACGCAGCCAAUAUACGUUUGAACACCCUAUGCAUUGAUGAAAUGUUCACAGUAAUGACCAACAAUGGAUUGCUCGUUAAUGUAAUUGGCAUCAUUCUUCGCUUUGUCUUCGAAAGAUCGUCACAAGGUCGUUUCUCUGGUGUAAAUUUUCAUAUAAUGUAGAUUUUCAUAUUAAUACUAGUGCUUCGAAAUUUCUGGCAGUUCUCAGUGACCUCGAAAAGUGAAUAGGUAACUUCAAAUCAUCGCUAAUUGCACAGAUUCAGGGCGUAAGAUCAGGUAAAUGGGUAAUUUCAAAUAUGUAACUGUGCAUUGCUCAGAUUCAAGGCGUAAGAUGAGGCGUAAAAUCACUGUAUCUCUCGAUGCUGUCUUUUGAUUUGCGGCCCACAUAUAGCUGAAUCAGUAUGGUGCAUGGGUAAGCCAUGGGCCAAAUAAAAUGGAGAGAGCUGAGCCGAGUGGUAUCGUCUACGCCAGGCAUGAAUAUUUUGCUAGAUGCCGGUAAGAUCACUGCUAGCAAUUAUUCUGUGUAUCCCCUCUUAUUUAUGUUGCAUGUGUAGCACUUCGUACGCUGAUGAAAAACUACACCUCCCAGGCAUUUCCUUCCUUGUUUCGCCUUCUGGUUUGAUCUUCAGCUGUAUCCAUCUUUCAGUCAGUGAUUAUCAAUUAUGAGACAGCGACACCCGCGCAAAAUCGCUGGAUAUACAUUAGCAACAGUUACUUUUUUCUUUCCUAAUAUUUUUCGUUAGGAUCAUUGCUGUUAAACUCGAGCUUAAAGUCGGUGUUGAUAUUUGUCUCUUCCGCAGUCAUAGGUCCUUUCUGUCUCAACUCUAUUUGACGACACUCCUGAUCUUGUGUUUGUUGCAUGAUAUCACACCGCAUUCCUUUAAUUCAUUUCAUCAUAAUUCAUAUGAUGUAACUGGCGGUACACUUUUAGCUUCUUAUCGUCCCACGUUCGUUGCAUCUUUCAUGUCCAUUUGUGUUUUGAUGCGUGUACAUUCAUCCUGCGUCGUCAUGGAUGGGCGACUUCUGUAUCCGACUGUUGUAAUGACUGGCUGCUCCUGCCUUCCGUUCCGCCUUUUUUCACAAUCCAGCAGGCUCAACUAGCAGCAAGUGAUGGCAGGACUCUUUGUAUUCUUGUCGACCUCCUAUCUGACCUUGUCGUUCUCUUCACUCGAUCCCUCCAAUCAGCUCUGCUUAUGAUGACCUACCUACUUCCCCUUCUAGUGUUAGCCUCCUAGUGGUUGACCUUUUGUCAGUCCUUACAGCCGCCCUGUCAAUCAUCCCUGGCUCGUCCUAACCAACCCGCUGACCCGCAGCCCAGUCGUCCCAGGAUCUCCCGUCCGUUUUUUUUUUAUUAUUAUUAUUAGGACUCCUAGAUCUUUUCUUCCUAGGUCGCCUGGGGAAUAUAUUUCGAUGGGAGCCACCUCCCCCAAGGCUGUGUACUGUGUCCCAUUUCUGUGGGACUGUGUAUCAUCCUCCCAGGGCUGUGGGACUGCGGGUGCGUGUACAUUCAUCCGGCGUCAUCAUGGGCGACUUAUGUAUCCGACUGUUGUAAUGACUGGCGACUCCUGCCUUCCGUUCCGCCUUUUUGGCCCAAUCCAGCAGGCUCAACUACAGCAGGCUCAACUCAACUCAACACUCUCAACAGCAAGCUCUUCUCAAUCCUGUGGGACUGUGUGUACCAGGGGUGUGGGACUGUCUGUGGGACUAUGUAACACCCUCCCAGCUCUGUGGGUCUGUCUGUGUGGGGGUGGGUCGGGCGGCGGCAUCGUUUCUCUGCCGCCAGGUCUGCUCACCGCCGGACCGUCUGUCUGUGUGCCACCAGGGCUCGCACGCGGCCGCGCUCCGAUGGCGGCCCUCACGGCCGGCCCCGCGCGCGGCGCCGCACUCGCCCUAGCCGCCGUCCGGCACAAUCCAGCCAACGGCGGUCUGGCUCUGCGAUUCUGCUGGCGACAGCUUGCCAUUCACAACAGAACCCUGCACCUCUGCUCCGUGAGCGCCCUGAGUGCUCGGCGCCCAUCAGCCGAACCACUAGUAUCUCUGACAGCCACCAGGUGGCUGCCACGCGGUCCCAUCUCGCCGCUAUCGUCCCGCCUGUCUAUAUUCGAGAUGGCGAGUGCCGGCGCGCGACCGUUGGCCACCUCCUCAUCUCACCAUGUGAGGAAGACCAGCUCUCUGACGGACAAGGGCGACGAUCCUCCGCCGGAGAAGCCGAGCAUCUUCAAACGGUUCAAGCAGAUGUACAAGGACUACUGGUAUGUGCUGGUUCCCGUCCAUCUGGCAACGUCAGCAGUCUGGUUCGGCUCCUUCUAUUACGCCUCGAAAAGUGGUAUCGACGUGGCCGGCAUCCUCGAAUCGUGGGGUUUCAGUCAGACCAUCACAGACAAACUGCGUAACUCGGCCGCUGGACACAUCGCCGUGGCGUACGCGCUCUACAAGCUGGCCACGCCGGCACGGUACACCGUCACACUGGGUGGCACUACCUACUCCAUAAAGUUCCUCAGUGAGCGAGGCUACAUCAAGCCGGUACCGUCGCGACAAGAGAUGAGAGACAUGUACCAGGACCGACGAGAGGAAUUCCGCGAACAGAGUCGCGAGUGGCGCGAAAAAUAUAUGGAGAGACGACGCGAGUGGCGCGAAAAGUUUCAAGAACGGCGGAAACACGGAUGGAGGAAGAAGUGAGCCAGCAGGCCCAUCCCGCGCGCCGAUAUACGCGACUUCGCAGUAUGACCAUGUCGUACAUACCUUAUGCGAGUAAUCGCCGCGCUCUUUUCGUGCUCACUGCCAGGCAGGAAGAAGUCGAUAUUUUGAACAGUGCGGUCUGACCUCAAUGGAAAUGACAGGACGUAUGCCUGAUGUUAAUUUUUGCUAUAAUUUAGCGCCAGUCGGUCGCACUGUGCGUCCGUUAGUUCGAUAAUGUGAUAGCUUGUCUGCGCCCCAGCUGCUGGCCGGCAGACGUUUUGUUACGUCCGAUGGACAUUUUAUCGUAUGAUUGUGAGGCGCGUGCAUUGUGUGCAGUCCAAGGACGCGGCUUGAGAUGCUGGUUGUUGGGCCGCGGGGCUUUGGCACCUAUUUUCCAGGCUGUCCCGCGGCCGGCGUGUGAGGCAACUCUGCUUGUUUUGAUUUACCAGUAUAACGUCCAAUACAAUGACGGGUGAUUUGACAGAUGGCUUUGUUAUCUCCAAUGCGCUCUGCUAUCGAACAUUUGGCAAUAUGGUAAACAAAUAUACCCGAUCGUAAGGUA
Amphibalanus amphitrite is the source of this 5587-nucleotide messenger RNA. Its product is annotated as splicing factor U2AF 50 kDa subunit-like. Gene Ontology annotation, cellular component: nuclear speck; U2AF complex; commitment complex. The transcript has 5 exons. The coding region runs from base 288 to 1583 and encodes 431 amino acids. Gene Ontology annotation, molecular function: pre-mRNA 3'-splice site binding; poly-pyrimidine tract binding. Gene Ontology annotation, biological process: mRNA processing. The record is from RefSeq and is a predicted model, not a curated record. NCBI's taxonomy places the organism in Eukaryota, Metazoa, Arthropoda, Thecostraca, Balanomorpha, Balanidae.